AUGUGAAAGAUGAACGGGCAGCAGCGCAUCUUGCUGCUCACCUACAUGGUGGCUAUUGCCAUCACUGUUUCUUUGGCUUUCAACAUUGAUAUAACAAGUCCUGAUGUUUAUACUGAUGAACCAAAAGAUUUUUUUGGAUACAAAGUGCUUCAAUACAAGUCUGGAACAGAUAAAGGGAUAAUGGUUACUGCACCGCUGCGGGAAAACGGUUCUGGGGCAAUAUGCAAACUCACACAAGACCAACCCAUCCAGUGCUUUAGUCGGACAGAAAUUUCUCUCCCAAACUCAACAAUACCAGUCAAGCACCUUGGCCUGUCCAUAGCCAAAGAUUCCAAACGCUCCGAAUUCACUGUUUGCAGUCCAAGUGUCAUCCAUGAGUGUCAUAACAACUCCUAUGUGAACAGUGUUUGUUACAAUAUCACGGAUCAGCUUCAGGAAAUCUCUUCUUUCAGACCACUUUUCCAAGAAUGCAUAAAAAAGACUGUGGACCUUGUCUUUCUGUUUGAUGGAUCAGCGAGUAUGACCGAAAAGGAGUUCAUCAAAAACAAAGAGUUCAUUCAGGAUAUAAUGAAAACUCUUGAGAACACAUCCAUCAAGUUUGCAGCACUUCAGUUCUCCACAGACGUCAGUAAAGUUUUUGACUUCAAUGACAGCGGUCGUAACGGUGCUUAUAUCAAUAAACUGAAGAAAGCACGCCAUGCAAUGGGUCUAACCAACACACACAAAGCCCUCGAAUUUGUGCUAGACCAAGUCUUGGAAAACUCAGAUGUAGGUGCCUCCCCUGAUGCUACUAAAGUUGUGAUGAUAAUCACAGAUGGAGAUCCUACUGAUGAAGACAUAAAUGCAAUAAUUAAACGAUAUGAUGACAAAAACAUAAUCCGUCUUGUCAUUGCGGUAAAAAGUGCUUCGCUGGAUAAAUUCCAAGACAUUGCUUCAAAACCGAAAGAACAAUAUGCAUUUAAAAUUGAGAACUAUGAUGGACUCAAAGGAGUACUGGAAAACUUUCAAAAAAAGAUAUUUAAAAUUGAAGGUACCAAAGAAGCUCAAGCAGGAGACAUGACUGAUGAAAUGUCUCAGACUGGAUUCAGUGCGAUCUUCUAUAAUGAUAGACUGAUUUUGGGUUCAGUGGGAUCAAACAGCUGGCAGGGAUCUCUCCAAGACAUUCAUGGCAAAACCGAAACACCAAUUAAGGAUGAACUCAUGGAGAUGGACUCCUACAUGGGAUACUCUAUUGCUGUUGGAAAGAAGAGUGAUGCUCCUCUAUAUUUCACUGGUGCACCAAGAUAUAACCACACAGGACAGGUCAUACUUUUCACAUAUUUUGACAAGAAGUGGCAACUAUCCCACAGAAUAAAUGGCAAAAAGAUGGGUUCCUACUUUGGUGCAGAGCUUUGCUCAGUAGAUGUAAACUCAGAUGGCAACACAGAUUUCCUGCUAGUGGGAGCCCCACUGUUCUACCAGGCGAAGAAAGAAGGCCGGAUCUACAUCUACACACUGACUGAUGAGAUGCAACUGGAAAAUGAAUGGAAUUUGACUGCAACAUCCAUGGGGAGGUUUGGAUCCACCAUCUCUAGUCUUUCAGAUCUGAAUGGAGAUAAACUCCGAGACGUUGCUGUUGGAGCCCCCCUUGAGGAUGAUAACAGGGGGGCUGUGUACAUCUACCUUGGUGAUAAACACAGAGGAAUACGCAGCACCUUCAGCCAGAAAAUCAUGGGACAGAAAAUACAGCCUGGGCUGAGAUUCUUUGGACACGCAAUUGAUGGGGAUAUUGACCUUGGAGAGGACGGACUCCCAGAUAUUGUUGUUGGAUCACAGGGUGCUGCUAUUGUAUUCAGGUCCAGGCCUGUCUUUAAUCUCAUGGCACAUCUGUCUUUUUCGCCAAAGGAGAUUAGCACUGACAAAAUUGACUGUGUGGACAACAGAGAUGAAACUUUACCAAUGGUUACCUUAACAGCAUGCUUUAACAUGUCAGAAAUGACCCAAAGCACAGCAGGUACGGACCUGGCCCCAUCAGAUACAAUGAGCUACGGACUUAACAUCUCAGUGAUGCUCGGUGUGGAUCCAAUGAGACCAACAUCUCGAGGUUUCUUCAGUUCAACCAACAAGAAAGAGAGGAAUGUUACCUACACCUAUGAGCUGCUGGAUGAAUACUCCUGCUUCAACUACUCCAUCUACAUGCCAAAAUGUGUGCAAGACAUACUGUCACCCAUCAGAAUCAAAUGUAACUUCACCCAGGUUGACAGCGAGAGUGCCAGUGCCGUGUUAAAUAUGGACAUCAAAAGGCAGACUGAUGUUGAGGUUCCAUUUGAAAAGCAUUGUAGAAAAAACGACACCUGUAUUGCCGAACUUGAGGUGGACUUCAACUUCACGACCCCAACAUUAUUAGUGGCAGAGAAUAACUACUUCAACGUGUCUAUAAAACUGUCCAAUCAAGGUGAUGACUCAUACUACACCAGCCUCACGAUGUACUAUCCUCCAGGCCUCUCCUUCUCCAUGAUGACUAUUACAGAGGCAACGAGACCAACAGUCCAUAGCUGUCAAGACCUGCAAGUACUUGACAAAACCAUAUGCGAUGUCAGCCAUCCUGUGUUUUACAGCAAAUCAUCUGCAACAUUUAGAGCUUCUUUCCUCAUCUUGAAUGAUUGCGAGUGGAAAGACACAAUUUCGAUGUCUGUUAUUGGAAAAAGUAAUAAUGCAAACUCCACCAUCUCCCUGCCCAAAACCAUCCCAGUGCAAUUUGAAAUUAAUAUGGCAGUAACAGUGAAAGAAGACCCUAUGACUUACAUGAACUUUACUGCAGUGGAUACUGGACCUAAAAAACUGAUUGCUGUAUAUAAGAUAGAUAAUCUUGGUUACAAGGAUUUUCCUGUCAAUGUGUCCCUGUUCUUUCCAACUAAACUGGAGCAUAACUUUGAACUGACGAACUAUCAAGUCAUGGUCCAGCAGAAUAAAACUCAAUGCAAGGCCGUAACUGACAUGGAGUCGAAAUAUUGUACGCCAGAAAAACAAUGCAAAGUCAUAGUGUGUGACAUUUUCAUCCUUGAGAAAGAAUCACCCACUGAGGUCAUGUUAUCAGGAGAUGUACAGUUUAAAGAUCUCAAACAGCAGGCAGGGAAUAUUGCCUUCCUUAAGCGAUACACUGGAGACGGUGCAGAGGUCAAAUUUAAAAGCUUUGUACGUGUUAACUAUGACAAGACACGGUAUGUGCUGAGCUCUCAUAAACAACAGGAGAAGUCUGACAACGAUCCAAUGGUGAAAUGGAUUGAAGUUCGGGUUGAGUUCAUAAUUCCACCAGAUCAGUUGCUGAUUAUCGGAACAGGAGUUGGACUGGGGCUCUGGCUCCUGAUCAUAAUCACGGUCAUUAUGUUUAAGUUGGGUUGCUUUAAGAGGAAAACUCUCGAGUAUUAUCAAGAAAUGGAGGAGGAAGCUGCUCAGCAGGCUAGCAGCCCGACUACGUCUGCCUCUGCCCCCAACUACGGGUUGGUCGACCAAUCAGAGACUGACAGCAAAUCUGACCAGCCAGCAGAAAACAAGAUGCUUCUUGAUGAUGGUAACGUGAAUGGCAGCAGCCCACCAGCUGAUAAAGUGCAGGAAAUGGAUUAAAUCGAUGAACCAUCUCAAAUUCAAAAUAUGCACAGGAGGUUGUUAGUAGUGAGUAACAUUGUUAAAGGAAUGGUUCCGCAUUUUGGGAAUUAGGUUUAUAGAAUUCUCCAUUGAUGAUGUUUUUCUGUAGACCCACAUAGAUGUCAGUGACGCCCUGGUUCCCUCAUCAAAAAGCCAAUAUGAUUUUUCUGUUGCAUUUUAAGUUUUUACAGAAAAAAAGAUCUGUGACAACUUUAGUUACAUGUUUUGUUCGGCAAAAUAAUUUAAAAAAUAAAUUACACUUUUAUGAUUUUUAAAACCUAAAUGCCAUGGCCAGAGGUAAAAAAAAAAAUAACAAAAACUAACAUUAGAUAGAUAGAUAGAUAGAUAGAUAGAUAGCUAUAAAUGAACUUCACUGUGGUUGCAUGACUAAACAUUCCUACCAGCGGUCUCAUUAGCCACCUGUUAGCAACCCCAUUUUUGAAGACACAGAAAAGCUUCACAAUUCAGGGGGUGUUUACUGAGGAAUUUUAUGAUGUAGAACAAAACAUGAAAAUCUCUUUAGCUUUUAUUAACCACAGACCUUAUGUUAGACAUUGAACCAAAACCCCAUUCAAAAAACACAUUGACUUCAUGACAAGUGGACCAGGAGUGCUAAAAUGCUAACACAUUUCCAGGUUCAAGGACUCCCUCCAUGGGCACUCUGUUCACUUUGUUAUAGUGAGUUAUACUGAUAUAAUUAAAGCUUGAGCCAGGAUAUAUAAGCAUUAUGAUUGUAACCAGUGGGAAACUGUUGGCCUGGCUCUCUCUGAAUCUAACGAAGUCUACCUACCAGCCGUCUAAAAGCUGACAGAUUAACAUGUAAGACCUUACUGUUUUUAGUCCACAUGUACUUUAAGUGUAAUAACGACAUUUAUUUUAGUUAUUUUAGUACCAAACAAUUAUAAAUAGCUUACUGCAGAGUACCUAUCUUGUGGUAAAACAUAUCAAAGAAUGCUCAUUUAGAUCUUUUAUUAAUCCUUAGGGACUGUUUGGCGCAUUUUACAUGCUUUUCACCUUUUAUUUUUUGAUAAUUUUGGCUGUGUUGAUGCAUAUGACAUACAUGUCUUGUAUGUUUUGAUCCCACAGCCAUCAAAGCAUAAAAACAUGCAUUGUAUUAUUUCUGGGUGUCAUUCUGGGCUUUUGCUUUGGAAUUAGUCAUAUUUACUAUUUUCCACCUGAUGACAUCCUUUUCACCAUAUUUGGCAUAUGGACAAAAUUACAUGCUAUUUCAACUGGGUGCACUGUCACAGUCAGUGUUGCUGCAAAUCAUCAUCAGACUGUGAUAAUCAACAAUGUACUUUGCAUGUAGUGUACUGAAAAUAAUUAUUUUUUCCCCAUCUAAAAACAGACUGGCAUCAUGACAAAAACCUGGCAUAUUAGGAAAGUUGAUGAAUAGUUGAUAUUUAUGAUUAGGACUGAUGUUGGUUAAAAAUAUUACUCAGUGACAGAAGAAAACCAUAUUAAUUCUUCUUUUUUUUUAAGCUUGAUUUUUAAAAGCGCAUUUUGUGCACAGAGCAAUACACAUAUAUGAAAUAUUAAAGCAGACCCUAAGGGUUAAUGUUGACAGGCUCGAGUAGUGUUUGCUCAGAUGGUAAAGUAAUAACUGGUGGCUGGGUAUUGGGAGGACAAAAUCUACGUCCUUGUGUGGGAGUAAAACACUUUAACACUCAUAUUUAAAUAAUAAUGUAUAAAAUACUGUACCUGGGCAAGCUGGGGGAAGCAUGGAGACAUAGUAAACGCAGAGAAACGCUGUAAAUACCUUUGAGAAUAAAGGUGGUGGCUGAUAAUAGUUCUUUAACUGGGACAUGGCUUAAAAAAGACCUUCUGUUAAUAAAUGGAUAGAUGAGAGGAUUACUUCUAAUGUUAGAGCUCAGGAGGGUCCAUCUGUUGGACUGAAAUUGUACAUCUUUAAUCACAUUUAUGUAAACAUGCAGUAUUAUAAAUAUACCAUCUACUGUUAUUUCUUGGUAUUCUUUAGUUUAUGUGAAUAUAUAUAUAUUUUAUUUUGCUCACAAGUGUUAAGGGCUCUCUUGUUGAUAAAGUGUGUUUAUACCGUUAACAUGUUUUAACCUAUAUAAAUAAAACACUUACUCCAUAA
Molecule: messenger RNA, 5722 nt
Organism: Plectropomus leopardus (leopard coralgrouper)
Lineage: Eukaryota; Metazoa; Chordata; Actinopteri; Perciformes; Serranidae
Product: integrin alpha-M
Biological process (GO): cell-cell adhesion; integrin-mediated signaling pathway; cell-matrix adhesion
Cellular component (GO): external side of plasma membrane; integrin complex
Molecular function (GO): integrin binding
Source: RefSeq, a predicted model, not a curated record